Cebus imitator (Panamanian white-faced capuchin) is the source of this 1117-nucleotide messenger RNA. RefSeq names its product ras homolog family member C (gene RHOC). Bases 125 to 706 code for a protein of 193 amino acids. Lineage: Eukaryota; Metazoa; Chordata; Mammalia; Primates; Cebidae. Gene Ontology annotation, cellular component: neuron projection. The record is from RefSeq and is a predicted model, not a curated record. Gene Ontology annotation, molecular function: GTP binding; GTPase activity. Gene Ontology annotation, biological process: small GTPase-mediated signal transduction. The transcript is spliced from 5 exons.
ACCGCCCUCCCCGCCGCGGCGCUGGAGGAGGGCGGGGCGCGCCCCGGGGUCAGUCCGAGCCUCCGGCACCGGCCGCGCAGCUGGAGGCGGCGCAGCGGAAGGUACCUCGUCUGGCAGCCCUACCAUGGCUGCGAUCCGAAAGAAGCUGGUGAUCGUUGGGGAUGGUGCCUGUGGGAAGACCUGCCUCCUCAUCGUCUUCAGCAAGGACCAGUUUCCAGAGGUCUACGUGCCUACUGUCUUUGAGAACUAUAUUGCGGACAUUGAAGUGGACGGCAAACAGGUGGAGCUGGCUCUGUGGGACACAGCAGGACAGGAAGACUACGAUCGACUGCGGCCUCUCUCCUACCCCGACACUGAUGUCAUCCUCAUGUGCUUCUCCAUUGACAGCCCCGACAGCCUGGAAAACAUUCCAGAGAAGUGGACCCCAGAGGUGAAGCACUUCUGCCCCAACGUGCCCAUCAUCCUAGUGGGGAAUAAGAAGGACCUGAGGCAAGAUGAGCACACCAGGAGAGAGCUGGCCAAGAUGAAGCAGGAGCCUGUUCGGUCUGAGGAAGGCCGAGACAUGGCGAACCGGAUCAGUGCCUUUGGCUACCUUGAGUGCUCAGCCAAGACCAAGGAGGGAGUGCGGGAGGUGUUUGAGAUGGCCACUCGGGCUGGCCUCCAGGUCCGCAAGAACAAGCGCCGGAGGGGCUGUCCCAUUCUCUGAGAUCCCCAAGGCCUCUCCUACAUGCCCCCUCCCUUCACAGGGGUACAGAAAUUACCACCCUACAACCCCAGCCUCCUGAAGGCUCCAUGCCGACGGCUCCCUUCUCAGUUCCCUCCUGCCCAGGACUGCAUUGAAGUUUCCUAGCCCCAAGGUGGUGGCUCGGGCCCUCCCUCCCAGUGCUCUGGGAGUCAGGCGUUGCCCUUCCUCAGGGCCCCUGGGGCGCGUGUCCCCUUUAAUCUUCCCCAAAGGAUGGUCAUACACCAGCACUUUAUACACUUCCGGCUCACAGGAAAGUGUCUGCGGUAGGGGUCCCAAGAGUCCCAGGCCCCUGGAGUUGUUUUCGGUAAGGGCCUCGUCUCUGACUGCAUUUGGUCAGGGGGGCAUGAAUAAAGGCCAUAGGCUCUAACAUGU